AUGCGCGGCGAAAUCUGUCAUAUUCACCUCGGCCAGGCUGGUAUCCAGUUAGGCAACGCCGCCUGGGAGCUUUACCUUCUCGAACACGGCAUUUCGCCUGAUGGCCAUAUAAAUCCCAAUCCGGCCGACGAGAUUGGCCUUGACAGCUCUCAUGAGACGUUUUUUACCGAAACUGGAAAUGGCAAAUACGUGCCUCGGUCAGUCUUUGUUGACCUUGACCCUUCGCCCAUUGACGAAAUACGCACUGGUAUUUACCGCCAUCUGUUCCACCCGGAUCAGCUGAUAAGCGGAAAGGAAGAUGCCGCCAACAACUUUGCUCGUGGCUACUACACCGUCGGAAAGGGACUCAUUGACGGCGUUGCUGACCGGAUUCGCCGUAUAGCCGAUAACUGCUCCUCCCUUCAGGGAUUUUUGAUCUUCCACUCUUUUGGUGGUGGGACCGGCUCUGGUUUCGGUGCGCUUUUGCUAGAGCGUCUUUCUGCUGAGUAUAGCAAGAAGUCGAAGUUGGAGUUCGUUGUCUACCCUUCUCCCCGCGUGGGAACUGCUGUGGUAGAACCCUACAAUGCCGUUCUGUCCACACAUGGCACUAUUGAGAACUCUGAAUGCACUUUCCUCAUCGACAAUGAGGCUGUCUUUAGUAUCUGUAAGCGCAACCUGGAUAUCCCUCGCCCUGGGUAUGAGCACCUCAACCGACUUAUCGCCCAGGUUGUUAGCUCUAUUACCUCUAGCUUGCGUUUCAAUGGUGCCCUCAACGUUGAUUUGAAUGAGUUCCAGACCAAUCUCGUGCCGUUUCCACGGAUUCAUUACCCUCUCGUUUCAUAUGCUCCUGUCAUCUCUAGCAACUGCAGCGGCCACGAGAGCUUCAAGACCAAGGAUAUAACCUUACAGUGCUUCGAACCUAACAACCAGAUGGUUAUCUGCAAUCCUAACAAUGGCAAGUAUAUGGCUGUGGCUCUUCUAUACCGGGGGGACGUGGUACCACACGAAUGUUCACAGGCUGUGGCCGAAGUUAAGGCCAGGUCUUCUUUUAACCUCGUCGAGUGGUGUCCAACUGGCUUUAAGCUUGGAAUCAAUCACCACAAGCCUAUGAGUGUACCAGAGAGCGAGCUAGCUUCAGUUGACCGCUCGGUCACGAUGCUCUCCAACUCAACCGCCAUCGCGGAGGCCUGGGGUCGUCUCGACCACAAGUUUGACCUCAUGUACUCUAAACGUGCCUUCGUCCACUGGUAUAUAGGUGAGGGCAUGGAAGAAGGCGAAUUCCUCGAAGCUCGGGAGGACCUAGCGGCUCUGGAGAAAGACUACCAGGAGAUUGCCGAUGACACUUUUGGCUCGGACGGAAAUUUGGAUUUUGAAUACUGA
Messenger RNA from Penicillium arizonense, 1359 nucleotides. Its product is annotated as tubulin alpha chain. The record is from RefSeq and is a predicted model, not a curated record. The coding region runs from base 1 to 1359 and encodes 452 amino acids. Gene Ontology annotation, cellular component: cytoplasm; microtubule. NCBI's taxonomy places the organism in Eukaryota, Fungi, Ascomycota, Eurotiomycetes, Eurotiales, Aspergillaceae. Gene Ontology annotation, biological process: microtubule cytoskeleton organization; mitotic cell cycle. The transcript has 7 exons. Gene Ontology annotation, molecular function: structural constituent of cytoskeleton; GTP binding.